GAGUUGUCGUGUUCGAGACGAGAUUACUUGUGCCGGGUUGCCGAAAAAACUGCUCAACGAGGAUUGCUUAAAUACUGUGGUGGUUGCGCACUAUGCUGCCUCUUUUUGUUUUGAAGCCCAACACUCUUUUGUUCCAAUAUAUACACAUUCUUUGUCGAGAAUCUAGAUGAUCUCUCAUCCAUUCCUUCAUUCGAUCCAUUAACCCCUGUUGAGUUCAUCUCUUGGCAAGUUCCAAGUUGACUAUUCAUACCCGUUUUUGAACAUUUGAAACACCUUAAGUCGAUCACUAUGAAGUUCCUUCUUCCCAUUCUGCUUGCUGGUCCCGCUGUCAUGGGUCGGGCUUGCAAGGCCCCAAUCCCAAGCGCCGAUUCUGUUGUCCCAGUCCACGCUGCUCCCGUUUAUACUACUCUUGCGACCCAUGUAGCUGCUUCUAGCAAGCCUACUGAAGCAGCAAUCGAGCCUCAGGCUGUAUCCAGGGCCAAGGCCGUGUCCAAGCCCAAGCCCAAGUCUCAAACCAAGUCCAAGUCUAAGCCCAAGGCCAAAUCUCAGACUAAAGCCAAGCCCAAGUCCAAGGUUCUUGGCAAUGGCGCCUCCGUCUCUGGUUCAUCAACCUUCUAUGGCGGUAACCUCGCUGGCGGAAACUGCAUGUUUUCGACUUACACUCUCCCCGCUGGUAUCAUGGGAACUGCUUUCUCUGGCCAAGUGUGGGAUAGCAGCGCCAAGUGUGGUGCCUGCAUUGAGGUCACUGGCCCUCAUGGAACUAUCAAGGCCAUGAUUGUCGACAAGUGUCCCGAGUGUGACCCCGGCCAUCUCGAUCUCUUCCCCAACGCUUUCAAGGCCGUCGGCGGCACAAACGGCAUCGUCAAGACAUCUUACAAGUUUGUCGAGUGUGGCAUUACUACCCCUCUUGUGCUUCACAACAAGUCGGGCACUUCAGCCAACUGGUUCUCUAUUCAGGUUGUCAACUCCAACGAGCCCGUCAAUAGCGUCGAGGUUUCGGUGAAUGGCGGCAAGACUUGGCAAAAGACUCAGCGCAAGGACUACAACUUCUUCGAGAACCCUUCUGGGUUUGGUAAGACGUCUGUUGAUGUCAAGAUCACCAGCAGCACUGGCAAGACUAUUGUUGUUAACAAUGUUGGGGUGACUCCUGAUGCUCAGUACAAGGCCAAGUCCAACUUUUAGACUGGCCUUGGGAAUGUCUGUUGAGGUGUUGGUAUGACGGUUGACAUUUUGAGGUGGUUGGCUCUGGUGCACGAGGAGCAGCUGGCUGCUUAUUCUCGGACCUCGCCAAUUACCAUACCACAUGUUGACGAAGAACGUAUAACUUUAGAUUCGUGUAUAUAGUUGACCGGAAUGGAACUCAUAUGUUUAUAU
Messenger RNA from Fusarium graminearum PH-1, 1374 nucleotides. RefSeq lists its product as uncharacterized. Lineage: Eukaryota; Fungi; Ascomycota; Sordariomycetes; Hypocreales; Nectriaceae. The record is from RefSeq and is a predicted model, not a curated record. The coding region runs from base 289 to 1182 and encodes 297 amino acids. The transcript has 2 exons.